Prunus armeniaca (apricot) is the source of this 1116-nucleotide messenger RNA. Lineage: Eukaryota; Viridiplantae; Streptophyta; Magnoliopsida; Rosales; Rosaceae. The record is from the annotation of a GenBank genome assembly.
AUGGGGAACCUGUCCAUUCACAUGGUCUCGAAACUACUGGUUCUGUUGUUGUUUCAUCUUGUGGUUGCAAACUUUGUAGACUCUUUGCAGCAGCUAUCUUGCCAUGCCGAGGAGAGCUUAGCCUUGCUGCAGUUUAAGGAGAGCUUUAUUAUUGACAAAUCUGCGUCACGUUCUAAAGUUGGUUAUCCAAAGGUUUCAUCAUGGAAACCAGCUGCAGGAGGAAAUAAUAGUUGCUGCUUGUGGGACGGGGUGGAGUGUGACGAGAUGACAGGUCAUGUUGUUGGCAUUAAUCUCAGCAACAGUUAUCUCUACGGCUCUUUCGACUCCAACAGUAGGCUGUUCAGCCUGGUGCAUCUUAAAAGGUUAAGCCUCUCUGACAAUAACCUUAAUUACUCUCAAAUUCCAUCUAGCAUAAGAAAUUUUCCAAGCCUCACUCAUCUUGACUUCUCUGCCUCUGUCUUUUCUGGUCAAGUCCCAUCUGAAGUCUCACACUUGUCCAAGUUGACAUACCUUGAUCUGUGUUGCAAUAUCGACGAACUUGAUGAUGAUCCUCAGGGAUUGUUGAAACUUCAACCAUCUGAUAUGAGAAGUCUAAUUCAAAAUUUAACUAGUCUAGAAAGUCUUUCUCUUAGUUUCAUUAACAUAUCAUUGAUCAUACUUGUUUCCUUGACAAAUUUAUCAUUUUUGACAUCCCUUACCCUCAAGGAAUGUAAUUUGUUUGGCGAAUUCCCAGUGAGAAUUUUCAAUCUACACAGCUUAAAAGUUCUUAGUGUGAGAUACAACCAAGAUCUCACUGGAUAUUUUACUGAAUUUAAUCAAAGUAGUCUUCUCAUGGUACUGAAAGUUACGUUUACUAGGUUUUUUGGAACAAUUCCUUCUUCAAUUCAAAAGCUUAAUUCAUUGCAAGAGUUGGAUGUGGCUCAAUGCAAUUUUUCAAACUCGUUGGUUCCAUCUGCACUUGGUAAUCUUAGACAGCUCACUUACCUAGACAUUUCAGCAAACAAAUUUGGAGGUCCAAUUCCCGAUUCCUUGGAAAACCUUACCCAAUUGACUAUGUUUAGAGUUAGUACGAGUUCUUUAACUGCUCCAAUUCCAUCUUGGCUAGGUAAACUCUAG